CGUUAACGCCCAUGCCGUGUUACGUUAGGCGCGCAAUGUUGGACAAGAAGAUCUUGAGAAGUUCAACCUAAGUUCAACCCGAGUUCAACGAACGCGUUGCAAACGCAUGGUCUGCACAUCAUACUCCGCCUAUCUGAUACCAUAGAUUUGUGUCUUAUAUACCAUCGAUUGCUCUGUUUUCUUUGUCUCUCUCUCUCCCUCUUUCCCUCUCUCUCAGGAGUUCUCGUCGUACCCAUGUCGAUACCUCAAACUCCUACUCGCAAAACUGACCCUACUAACUUGGCUCCUGAGCUGAAAAAUACUCCACUCGGUCACGGCAGUUCCACUCAUGCAUCGUCGGAUGGCUUCCAUGACUUAUAUAUUUUUGAACCGCUUAGCCAGCGUACAGUGCAUCCAUGGCUAUUCGCGGACAUAUCCAAACACAGGCAGACCACAUUUGACCGAAUGAUGGCCUGGAUGUUGCAUUUCUCUCUUCCUACCGAAUUGAGAGACUCCGUGGAUCCUUACCGUCUCUUUGAACAAUGCCUCAAUAAAGUGUUGCCCAUCUGUAACGACCAAGAUUUGCUCAAUCAUUUACAGUCAUAUUGCGAGGUUGAGGGGGGAGAAACAGCCAGAUACGCACCUUUCACCAAUGCAUGCAAUCGCGCAUUAUCGCUCUUGGAAGAUGUGGACGUGCCGUAUCUCGGUAAAGGCUCGCCGUUCAAGAUUCUCUUUCAACGUAAUGAUCCAAAUAUGCUCGACGGCGUUCAUGGUAGUCUCAAAUCGAAACGCAAACCCGACAUUGUUAUCACCAGCCUUGCCUGCGCUCGGCGCAUCUGGGGUGGAGGCAGAAAUAUACAGUGGAAGACUGCGAUCUCACACUGCCAUGAGAAGCCCGUAGACCUUCAGUGGCACGAUGUCUUGUGCUCAUGGGAAUUCAAGCGGACGAAGAAGGUAAUAUCAUUGCCCUCUCGCAAGUGCGGCACCAAACUGUGUCGAAACAUUUCAUGUGUGAAUGACGUCGGCACCAUGGAUCCCCCCACGAAACCUGACGUCCCGAGCCCGCAUCCAAAGCCCGACCAAGCACCUCGGACGGAGGAACCGCCGCUCGUGCAAUUGGCCUCGUAUGCGGCCGAGACACUAUGUCGAGCUCCUGCAGUGAAUCACUGCAUGAACGUCCUUGUUGUUGAUGAUGUGGCCUGGCUGUGGUGGUAUGACAGGCAGGGUGCUAUCCAGUGCACUGGAAUCAACUUCCUCGAUGAUCUUCCACGCUUCCUCGUCCUGCUCCUUGUUCUCCAAAAGUUUUCCACCAUGGACCUUUGGGGAUUUAAUCCCGAGCUAGAUCCCGUUGUUGUCCAGUAUCAUAGCGAGCAGCUACCUUUGAAUCAGAUGGAGAAUGUCUCACAAGAGCCAUUCGAUCUUGAGAUCCCUGUCGAAGGUGGCAAGAUCAAGAUCAACUUGGACCCGAAGGAGAACAAGUACAGCCGACACACCCUGGUUGGGCGUGGCACACGUGUGUUCCAAGGGUCUGAGGGGAUACUAUUUCGUGACCCAGCUAAUCCUGAAGUUCUCAUGAACGAGAAGGCGAGGCACGCGGCUAUAAAGAUAUACUGGCCGGACAGUUCGAGGCCGUCGGAGCAGACGGUGGUCCAGAAGGCUCGUGAGGCUGCUGAAAAGAUUGACCCUGGUCUGUUGGACAACCUGCCGAAGAUCUAUGGUGCCUGCACGUUGAGCAAGUAUGAGACAGGUCGCAUCCGGAAAUUCCUCGACCUCUGGGAUCUUGACAGUGAAACGAAGGAGCGUGUAUACCGUUCGCGAACGCUUAACAUCAUAAUAUCGGAGUGGUUGGAGCCUUUGUGGAAACUGCCCCCGUAUAACUUUAUGCUUGCGUGGUAUGAUAUCGUUAGAUGCCACUUUGCGAUGUGGAUUGCUGGUGUCAAACACUGCGAUCCUAGCGAAGGCAAUAUGUUAUACCGCGAGAAGGGCAACAUGAAUCAUGGGGUACUGAAUGACUGGGAUUUGAGCUCAGUUGACGGUCUAAAUGAUCAUAAGGGACUGGAGCGCACUGGUACUGUUCCAUUCAUGGCUUUGGACCUGCUCAACCGUAAAUUUUGGCUUGGUCACAUUCGACGAGAGUAUCGCCAUGAUCUGGAAUCGUUUAUUUGGAUGCUUCCCUGGGCGGUGUUAUGUUAUGAAGAUUGCCAACGAAAGGAUCCUAAGGACCCGAUCAGGUCGUGGCAGACAGGAAACUACCGGCAGUGUCGAGAAAAGAAGACCGACUUUUUCGCGUGCAUGACUGGCCUGGAAGAAGACCGCCGUAUCCCGUCGCAAUGGAUGGCGUUUUGGCCGCUUGUGCGAAAUCUGAUGUACCGCAUCCAUAGGGACUUUCAGCGCAGGAUACAGCUUGAAGGCAAUCGCUUCUUGCAAGAGGAAAAAACCCCAGUGCAGGAGUAUGUCGAGCUACUCCACUACAUUCACGAUUUCAUAAGGGAGCCGCCCUUUGGACCAUUGAAUAUUCCCUUUCCCGAUGACUACCUCACGAAUAUUCCUCAAUUACCUAAUGGUGCAGAUACGGAGACACCAGUCCGAGGUCGAGGUCGAGGUCGAGGGCGUGCACGCGGAAGGGGGCGAGCUCAGGCACAAUUUGGAGGGGGUGACAGAGGCGCAGGCAGCACCGAAGCGAAUCUUGACUCGGAACACAGCACUUCUGAAUCUCGACGCUCCGCUAGGAUCAAGGCGGAUGAGGAGAAGAAACGUCAGGAGGCGGAGGAGAAGAAACGUCGGGAGGCGGAGGAGGAGAGGAAACGUAGGGAGACGGAGGAGAGAAAACGUCAGGCAGCGGAAACGAAGAAGAGGGGGAAGAAGUAAGCGGGUCUGCUGGUGGAUGGCUUAUUCGUGAAUGCGUCGACCCAGAAAUGAAAUAUGAGCCUCUAUUUCUUCAUUCUUCAUUUGCGUGUACUUUUGUUGUGCUAGGAGUCAUAGUGACUCCUAGCCGUGUUUGUUAUACCAGGUUAUCAAUAUAACGUUCAUCUUGUUACGUUGACUGCGUUGGUGGCAUUACGAUAGUUCUGAUAGCUAUUAAUUUUUAGCAUAAUUUAUGCUUGCAAUACCUGAGUCUAGCUGCAAGAAAAGAAAGCCUUCCAUUUGCAUUAGCAUCACUUUCAUCUGUGCAUUCAAAGAUGCCUAAUAAGUAUAGAUCUUUUUUAGCCAUCUCAGGAUAAAGAAGACUGUCAACAGCUUGAAUCACACUUAUUGGCUAUAAAUGCAUCUAGUCUCA
Messenger RNA from Somion occarium, 3256 nucleotides. Lineage: Eukaryota; Fungi; Basidiomycota; Agaricomycetes; Polyporales; Cerrenaceae. The record is from the annotation of a GenBank genome assembly.